Molecule: messenger RNA, 15193 nt
Organism: Xyrichtys novacula (pearly razorfish)
Lineage: Eukaryota; Metazoa; Chordata; Actinopteri; Labriformes; Labridae
Source: the annotation of a GenBank genome assembly
GGGGGUGAAGAAUGCUUGGUAUGUGCGGACGACAACAACAUGAAAGGCGGCGAGUGUUCAGCCAAAUUGAUUAUGCGCGUGCAAAUCAAACUCCAUGUCUCUUUGUGUCGCACUUUAAAUUAAACCCAUCUUACCAGACGUUUCGACGCGCUUUCGCGAUAAGAAAUAAAACACUAAUGCGAGUUUUUACGCCGUGGCCACGCAGUUUAUUUGAUGUGAACCACCCUGCAGAGGCGGAGAUGGUUUGGUCUGUAGUAGGUGGGACUGUUGAGCGGUCUGCAGCAGGACGUCGUAGAUCAAUGAACCGGACCGGAGGGUUGGUCCAUCGCUUGGUGUGCAUCUGACUGUAUAGAUGUGUCAGUAUACCUAUGCAGGACCGAGGCUUUGAUACUGUUAAUAACAAGGCUGUUCAUUAUGCGGAUGUUUUAAAGCGUCUGGCUGGUUCCUAGACUCCUCACAGCGCUCGGAUUCCGUCUCUUUAAACUGGCUCAUCGCUGCGAUUUAUUUGGAGGGGGAAAUAAAAUAUCUGUAACCUCCAGGAUGAUCUUUGCAAACACAGGCAACCCGCUGAAAACAGUCAAUCGUAAACAGGUAGGCGAGAAAAACUCAUAUAAAAUGGUGUAUUAUGUUAUUAUUUCUGCCUACUUUUCAUUCUGCUACAUUUGAAUAAACAGGCUUGGAUAUUAGCAGCUACAAAUGACAUUGGGAAGCCCUUUCUUGCUGGUAUAAAUACAGAUCACAUCGUUUUAACCGCAAAACCAGCUCUAUCCUGUUGAAAAUACAUUUUGGUCCUCUUGGUCGACUUAUCUAAGAGGAAGCUGAUGGAGAGAUAAAACCAGCAGCUGACCUGAUCUGUCGCUCCACCACCGAGACUUUAAUUAUUCCGUCCAUAUAACCUUGUUUGCCCAGUCACUCGCCCAUUCUGGUCAAUAUGCAUGCUGGUUAUUGUAGUCCAUUUUAUAGAUUAAAGCAAGAGAGGAGGGUUCAGAGUAAUGUAAUGUGUGUCAGUGUGCUGGAUUGAACUGUGCAUGCCUUCCUGCAUCCUUCAUUUUGACCUCUCAGGUGAACAAAAAGGUAAUUGGAGGCCGUGGCCCUUUGCUUUUCCAUCACACCUUUUGAUUUGGGUGGAAGAUGAGAAUGGAAAGCAGGUACAGAGGUGAGAGGCAGCUGAUAUGAUAACCUCUGGUAAUGGGAAUCUCUGCCCUGUGUCAAGUGGAGAGGAUUGUGCAUUCACUUUUGAGAUUGCAGCACCAGAUAUUUGAUAACGCCGUAUAUUUUAAUCAUAAUCGACUGUAUAUUAAAUCUUGGGAGAGAGAUAUGAAAUCAGCCACAUAGGGAGGCCGUGAAUGAGCUUUCAGUGUGGGUGUAAUACAGCUUUAGUCUGCUCAAAGGUGUGAUGAUGCCUCUGUGAAAUGUACCAACCUAUAGCUGCCCUCUAAUGGAGUAGGCGUGAAAUCUCAGAGGCCUUAUGUGAACCCUUGGUGGUCUCAAAGUCUGCACGGUAAUUGCAUACCUACAAAAAUGUAAGGCCUCUACUUGAACAGGCCUACCAGAUGUUCCUGUUCCUGCCACAGUGAUCAAAUGUAAGAGUAAAAUAGCUGCUGUGAGCAUUAAACCAACCAAGAGUUGAUGUAUAUCUCAUUGAUUCUCUUUGGCAUGGCUGCAUGCAAGGCUCUGGCUCUGAUGGAGUGGAUUGUCCUUUGGUUAUGGACAGAUGGUGUGAUUCUGCCAUGCUUUGUCUUUGAUCUGAUCUAAAGAGGGUUUGGGGUGGCUGGAAGCUAUUUUAAUGAAUGAGUAAGGGGAAGGAAAUGCUUUGCAGGGCAGUAAUGCGGGGUGGUUUGGCUCACAAGUAUGGAGGAAACAGUUUCUGAUAAACACUUCGGCAGGAUGUAGUACAUAGAUUUAUAGACCCAUAUGUGAGAAUAAAUAUAUGUUUUAAUGAUGGGGUUAUACAUUGGAGGAAACAAACAUCGUGUUUAUAAUAUUCAGGUGCUCAAAUGUCCAACCUACAUGACAUUAGAGCCAGAGACUACACCUGAAAUAUGACAAUGUAAUAAAAAUUAAGUGUAAUAGGAGUAUUACUAACAAAUGAUUCAAAGUACAAUUUCUUUAAUGCAGAAAUUCUUAUUGGGAUGCCGAAUUGUUGAUUUAGAUGACAGGUACUAUUGAGGCAUGCUCCUGAGUAAUUCAAUAUCAAAGCCCAGAGUGAUGCAACUCAAUGAUAGUAAUGCAGAUUUGUUUCCAAUAGCUGAUAUACCUCUGAUCUGAUGUAACUCAAUUGUUGUCUGAUCAUGUCUACCUGCACAUACUAUGACAUGUGUGUCAACAUUGCACUGGGCUGCCAUUAUGCUAAAAGAUAGGAGGAGUGAGCUACCACGCCCGCAUAGAGGGAGCUUGAGUGUCUUCUUGUCAUACUUUUCUGUGACAUUUAAUUCACAAGACUAAGAAAUGACCACAUAAUCCUGAUUUUGCCUUUUCUCUUAAAAAUUAUCUCUGUUUCUUUCCCACUGUGAGGCAUUCGGUUUAUUAAAUAAACCCAGGUGUCAGAUGCGACCUCUCAGCGAUGAGUGGAUCUGUUAUUUAACAUAUGGUUUUUAUGUAAAAUUUCAACCUACAGAUGCGAGGGAAGUAAAAUACUUCGACAUGAAGAUGCUCAAAACUGUACUUGCCCCUUAAAAUGCUUCAAACUGAGUUUAAAUAGAUUAUUUAAGUAAAGGUACUUUCAUCACUGGAGCUCUGUGCCGUCUCAGUCCUUGCCUGUUCAGACAUCUUUGUGCAUCGUCAAGCUUAUAAUCUUAGGAAGAGCACUAAUUACAUUUAGUAUAGCAUGUACAUAGAAUAGAAGAGCCAAACUGUGUUUUUGAGUUUUGGUUUCACAUGUAGGAGACUCUUGUGAUCUCUGUUGACCUGGGUUUAAAUUAGAUUAUCCAGCUCCCAUAAACUUCCUAACAGUGGCUUUCCUGUGUGCAGUCAUACCCCAUGACUCCGUCCAGUCCCAGCAGCAGCAGCAACAGCAGCAGCACAGGCCUGGAGCAGCUCAGCAAAACCAACCUGUACAUUCGCGGCCUGCCUCCUGCUACUACAGACCUGGACCUGGUCAAACUCUGUCACCAGUGAGUAUGCAAACAUUUGAACGAAUGCAAAUGUGUGCAAACCAGUAUUUUGCAACCACUUUGCUUAUGUCCUAAAAAAAACUGAGGUAAAUGCUUAAGAUAUUGCGCACCAUUAUCAUAUCAGUCUUGAUCUGAUAAACACAUCCUCUAAGUCUGUAAAGUUGUAGUGAAAUCAUCCCCCCACCCCACCCCAAAAAGUUGCAAUCAAACAAUGUUCCUCUGUGAACCCCUAGCUUAGCUUAGCUUUGCUAGGCAUAAAGACCAGGGACAGGGAAGGUCUCACCUCUAUAAAACCCCCAUAUGUCUUUUUUAACAUCUUUUUUUUUUUGUCAUGUCCAUUGAUAGUAUUGAAAGUGCUUGGCCUAUAACGUUACCUCAAGACAAAGCCGUGCUAGCAGCUCCCUCUGUUCCCAAUCUUUGCGCUAAGCUAAGCUAACCACUAGCUUCAUAUUCAGAGGCUGUGGAAUGGUAUCAAUCCUCUCAUCUAUCCCUUAGUAACAAGACAAAAAGGGUAUUUCCAUGAUUGUUAUUUAUGAUUUGACAUGCUAAAAUGAGAUUUUAACUGGGUGCGGUUUCUCAAUGAAAGCCUGUUUCAUGAAGGUUUUCUCCUGAUAUAUCAAAAAUGUACACAACAAAAGGAAGUACUUCCCACUUGACUUCAGAAAUUUAGAAAAAUCUGACUCAAUAGAGCUGACAGUCUGCAGUUUUCUGGAGAAAACAUCAUUACUGGCAUUAAAAGAAAUGGUUUAUCCAAACUGUACACCAACGCAUAAAAGCUCCAAUCAUCAUUCUUCUAUAAACAGACACACAUGGUAAAGCCAUAGCUCAACUGUGGUAUAUGUAGCAGGCUGGUAAAAGUGAUUGUUUUCUAAGAAGAAAAAAUAACAGUCAUGUGAACCAGCCAAGUGAACAUGUAGGAUACUUGAUACCAUGGCUCAGGUCCGAGUGGUUGGUGGUGGAUACCAUAAUUAGUGGAGUUUUGUCUCCUCUCUUUCCCUCUGAAUCACGAGCAUAUGGAGAGAGGCAUUCACCCAUGUAAGCAGCAGCAGCAGCUGUUUGUGUCCUGUUUGCUUGUGUUUUGUUCAUGUUCCCAAUGGUGUUUGCCAGCACAAAGCAGAAAUGAAAGCGCUUUUCAUAGCAACAAGGUCUGAAUGGAGAUGUAAGCUAGGCAUUCAGUCGGUUUAGUGUGUGCUCUCAGAUGGCAGCUUUUGCCACAGUUCAACUUAAAGUCAGCUUUAAAACAAAACCUGAAACACUAAAAUUGUACUAAAAUUGUUUGAAGAGCGAUAAUGUACAGUAUGAGCCCCUGAAAUCACGAGGUAUCACCAGGCUUCAUUGUCCCUUUUUGCGUUGAUAGUCCUUGUGAAUGUAUAAUAAACUAUCAGGAAACAGAGAUACUGGAAAUUGAGAUUUAUAAUAUUUGUGUAUGCCACUUUUGAAAGUUAUUCAGCAGCACUUUACAUGUUGUUUUUUGCUCAGGUAUGGAAAGAUUCAGUCGGCAAAGGCAAUCCUGGAUAAGACGACCAACAAAUGUAAAGGUCAGUACUGGAGCGUGUCUUCUUUGCACGAUGUAUUAAGUAUGUGACUGUUGUUGUCAGAGGAUGAUCAUAAAGCUGACCACAAAGUGUUUUGAGCUUUCUUAUGAGACUUAGCGUGUUUAAGUUGUAAGAUAUGAGAUCAUAGCAUGUCUUUUAGAUUUCUGAAUGAAUUUCCAUACCUUUCAGCCAGCUCCUGGUUUUCAUUUCAAAAUGCAUGAAAAUCAAUUUGAUGCAACUUGAUGCUUGCUUGGCUUUGGUAAUCCGUCACGUUGAACAUGAAACAGCAUUGCUGUCUGCUUGCCAAGUCUGGGCUGCAUCACAAUGCAACGAUAACAAAACUUUGACAAAAACAAAACCAGAAUAUGAUAGAUUGCACAACUCGGGCAGAUUUAUAGUUUCUACAAACAAACAGACACGAGUGAGGGAUUGGAAGAAAGGAAAACAUUAAAAAAUCACAGAAAGUGGGGUUUGUUUGGGAAAAUGGUGAAAAGGUAUGCACAGUAUGUGUGUUAUGCCAGUUGUGCAUAACCGCCAGUCUCGCUGUUAAAGGGAUAGUUCAACAUUUAAGCUAAAGAGGCUAUGAGGUCACUGACCCUGACAAUACGAUUUGUACCUUUUUUUUCCUCUCUGUUUCAAGAACUAAUGUUAUACUAAGCAAGCUAGCUACUCGAUUCAGCUAGAUAUUGAUUUCACGGUCAUGGGGUUUGUAUCAGUCUUCAAAUUUAACUCUUGUGAUGAGUAAAUUUCCAAAAACACAGCAUAAGUUCUUGCAAUAAUCAUCUGACUCUCAAUAUUGUUUUGCAGGCUUUUAGACCUCAAUGGUGUGUCAUUAUUGAGUAUAAAGGAUAUUUAUUUUAUAAGUGUAAAGGUAUAAAAAUGAUGCCUUAGACAACAAACUAUAAGUAAGAGUGAUGAUAUAACAUUAAAAAAAAGCUGCUUAUCUGAUGAAAUAACAAUGUUUAUACUUCAGGUUACGGCUUUGUGGAUUUUGACAGCCCGGCGGCUGCUUUAAAGGCAGUGCAUGCUCUGAAAACCAGCGGCAUACAGGCCCAGAUGGCCAAGGUGAGUUUGAUGCAGACGUGUGCGCAUGUGUCUGUCUGUCUGUGUGUAUGUGUGUGUGUAGUUGUGUCUUGUGAUCAUGUCUGUGGGCUUGUGCCUGGUGUGUGUUGGAGAAUGACAUUAGACUGGUCACAUGACCUGAGCUGACAAGCUGUUCUUCCCGUGCAUGACCCCAUUUACUUUCACUGUAGAAACCAGAUGUCACGUCUCUGUCUGCCAAAUAACCUGUCAGUCAGAGUGACGCGCUACACACAGGACCACCAGCCCACACACUACCACACCAUCCUGUUGAGGUUGUACUGUGUCGACAGAGCAGAUUUUUAGCAGAAUUAUUACUAUGUCACUGAGUAUUAACAAUUACCGUUCAUGCAUACUGAUGUAAGCCUAACUGCACUGAAGCACUACAGCGACUGAACCACUGCUUUGAGCCAGUCUUGAUCCUCUGUGACUAAUUCAAACUGAAGCACACCCGUUUUUCAUUUUUCAGAAAUAUUUUUAGAUGACAAACACGGCAUUAUGUCUGUGAUUUGUCUCGCAGUGGGCAGAGGAAAUUGUCUGGAUCAUUUAAUUCACUGCAGUCCCCUCCUUUUCCUCUAACCGGCCCGUGUUUCUGCCUUUAAAUUCAUGGGUGAGAGUUCAGUGAUGAAGCGCUGCUCUCCUGAGACCUGCAUGUAGCUGCUCUGUUUGGAACAAACAGUUUGUGUGUUGCGGUAGCUAGGCUACGCUGCUCUCCUGCUGUUUCUAGGGAAGACCGUGGAGGCGCUGAGCUGCUGCACAGCACAGAUCAAGUGUGUCUCAGUGAGUGAGUGAGUGAGUGAGUGUGUAUGUGGGAGAGCUUAUUAAUGUUUGUUUCACCAAAUGCUUUCCUCUGACCCCUAAACAUACUUAAGAAGAUGCUUUAAAUCCUGAUCCUCACAAGAAAAACAGUUUCAGUCUGAAAUGAAUAUUUUAACUUAAGAAAAAGGGCUGCGCUGCAUUCAUCUUUGGUUUGGUGCAAAUUUAGGGAUAAUUUUUAUUCUUCAUUUAUUCACUUUUUGCUUAUUUUGUCUGUUAAAUUUCAGGUAUUUGUAUAUGGUUAUCAUAUGGUUGCUGUUAUGUAAUUUCUAAUGCAAGGAAGCAGUUCUUUUAUUGUGGUUUAUAUAAAGAAAACAAUCGGAAAAGGGAAACAGAAAAAGAUCAUGACUUUGUAGCAUGAAUAAAACGUUCAUGUCUCUGUCAAGCUUUUAAUAUGGGAUCUCAUAAAACACAUAGCUUAAAAUUGAAAAUGAAGGGAGCUGUUUAAAAAAACUAGACAUGUGAAGCAAAUGUUCAUAUUUUAAAGAGUAAUGUGUUAAUCUAAAAAUUAAGCAUGAGACGUUUGACUGACUUAAGUGUUUUGCCUGAUUUAGGAGAAAAGAUCAUUUUUUGUCAUAACGCUCUUUCAAGAGUAUUAUAUAAAGCAUGCAAUCUAACAUAUCACCCAAAUCAAACUUCUUUAUAUCAUCCUCAUGUGCAAAUAGCAACAGGAGCAGGACCCCACAAAUCUGUACAUCUCCAACCUUCCUCUCUCUGUGGAUGAGAAGGAGCUCGAGAACAUGCUGCAGCCCUUCGGUCAGGUCGUCUCCACACGGAUCCUCAGAGACUACAGCGGAAACAGCCGAGGAGUGGGCUUUGCCAGGUCGGUCACUUUUGAUCUAUGAAAAAGAACACUUAGUUUGUCCUCUGCAAAAUCACCUUUUCAGGGGUGGAUAAAUAAUUGUACAGCUCUGACUGUAGGUAAUAAUUAAUCAUUUAUGGGACAAAGACACUUUAUAGCUACUUUCAAGUACAAUCUUUGGCAAAAAGUGUUGACUGUACUUAGUUUAAUGAGCGUUACGUAAUAAUAUUGCGCAAUAAAUCACUGUAGGUUGAGUUCUAAUGAAGUUUAGAGCAGCUUGGAUCACACCCAUGCUCGAGUCUUUACAGUGGGAACUACAGGGUAUAUUGCCUAAUGUUUCUCUGCUGGAACCCACUUUGGAUGUCGUUGUAGAGAGUGAAAUUAAAAGAGUGAAUUAAAAUGUUGAUGUGAAACUCUUCAGAGAUGGGCGUAAAGAGUUGACAAAGUUUGUGCCACCUCUCACAGUAUCACAUGUACAAAAAUGUCUGUGCUAUUUGAUAAUGAGUCUACUGUGUUUUUCUCUUUGUCUCUCUCUCAGGAUGGACACAACAGAGCAGUGUAAUGCCGUCAUCUCCCACUUCAACGGGAAAUUUAUUAAGAUAGCAUCUGGAACUCUGGGUAGGAAAGGAAUUGACCUCUCUGUACACUUUCCCUCCAGUGAUUGAUUGUUGAGUGACUCUUAAAUGUUUUUUAUGUGUGUUUUGCCCCCAGCUCCCUCUCAGCCCUUGCUGUGUAAGUUUGCAGACAGUCAGAGGAAGAAACAUGCUCAUAGUGGAUUUGUUCCAAACGGACAGACAGGAGAUCUCAGACUAGUAUGUAUCUGCCUGGUGUUUUAUGUUGUAAUGAUUUGGCCCCUCUGUGUUAUAUGAUGAUGUUUUUUCACCAUGUGUUGCUAUGUCCUUGCAAGACAUUAUAAAUACAUACAGAAUCAGAGGUUUUAACGCAGGUGUUUAAAUCCCAUAAGUGGAAAAGUACGAUUCAGAAAAUAGUGAAAAGGUUUGCACAAUAGGCGUGUUCUGCCAGUUAUACAUACAUACCAGUCUGUACUUUGAGGGGAUAGUUCAACAUUUUAUGCUCAAGAGUCUAUAAAGGCACUGCCCCAGCCAAACAAUAGUCCUUUUAGUGAUGUAACUUAUGAUUUAAUACCCUUUGUAUCCCUCUGUUACAAGAACUGAUGCAAUGCUAAGUUAGCCAGCGACUGGAUUCAGCGUAGAAAAAUUAAAAAAGAUUCUCAAUCAAAGACUGGAGUAAUAAACUGAUUUGAACUGUUUUAUUUUUAUUUGCUGAAUAUUUCUGGAUCAGUUAGAAACAGCACUAAGAUGCUUUUCCAUGUUAUUUUCUUUUUAGGGUGCAAUGACUCUAACCUAUGACCCCUCCACAGCUGCUUUACAGAAUGGGUAAGUUUACUUUCAGUUUGUAUAUCUCUGAACUUGAGUCAUGACUCUUACGCUUUGUUUAAAACCUUGGCUAUUUCCUAGGUACUACCCUUCCCCGUAUCCAGUGAGCAACAGGAUAAUGACUGUGCAGCCUGCCAUGUCUCCUUACAUGUCUCCAGUCUCUGCUUACCAGGUACUGCAAAACAUCCUGAAUGCAAACCACAUCCAAGAGCCUGAACUGAAUCAUAUCAGCCCCUCCUUCAGUGUUGCAUUUGAGGUUAUAGGUGUGUUUCUUUAUGUGUGUGGGUGCUACAAGUGCUACAGCUUUAGGAAAAGUUAUUGAAGUUGCCUGUAGUCAUCUCACACUUCAGCAUCUUCAUGCGACUGCGGAUGUUUUUUAAUCUCAGUGUUUAUGGGGUUUGGUCAGUUUGAAACCGCACAAUACCACUCUAAACUUAGUGGAUCCAAUGAGCCAAGUAGGGCGAAUAUCCCUCCUCUUCUCAGCAAAUGCAGUCAUCCUCUCUGAGUAAUACUUCCUCUGAACUGAGUUUUUGUUCCCUGCCUUAUUGUUUACUCAUACAGUAGAACUCAUUACUCUACUAAAAUGAAUUAAUGAUCUCUGAGUACUUCCAACCACUGAUAAGAUCCAUCACAUGAGAUUAAUUUGAACACGGGGGGAUGAAUCAGGGAAGUCUUGAUGUGACACACAAGUGAGGUUUGGAAUCCUUUAAUGCCAGACAUGCUUCAAAUGAAUCUGCAACAUGUUGGAUUUUCAGGCCUGCGUGGUCUAAGUUUAACUUCAGGACUUUAUAGUGCUGUGAACUCUUACAGCAUAGGAUUUACUGUCUUUGUUGGAGUUUGUGAAGCUUACCCAAGGACCACAACAAAAGUUAUGCUUCAGCUUAUUUUACUCAUUAAAAUGUUGCGGUGACUGUCAGCUGCAUCGAUCCCUUCCCAAGGCCUUCGCUUUAAAGUGUAAAGUUGGCCAAUUUUGCUGUGAGUGUUCGAUGGAAGUGUCUACAAAGUCGUGGUUAAAAGGUUGGCAAAGUGUGGUGAUAGAAAACGCUACAGAGGGGAGUUUUAGGACCUGAAAGAGAGAGGGUUGGGAGGACUGAUUGGCACGGGUGAUAAAGUCAGACCAAAACCUUUGACUCUUAAAAGAAUGAGAAAAAAUACAACAUACAGGGCAACGACAGCUUAGCAGUCCUACAUGGAGAGACUUUAGUCCUUAACAGAGCGGUCGCUGGUUAAAUAUUCUGCCAAGGUCCUUUGCUGCAUAUCUCCUUCCACUCUCUACUCCCAGAUUUCUUAGUGCUGUGGAAAGAGAGAAGGUCCCCAAAAAGCUUGAAUAUUUUUUGGCUUUCAUGGCUUACCCGGAUCUUUAAUAAGGAUAAGUUUCAAAAAGACUUGAGUGUUCACAGCUCAAAUAUAAUGAAUAAUCUAGACCAAUAAAAUCCCAGAAUUCCUCAUUUACAACAUUUUGUACCAGGAAAGUUAGUUUGUGGUAUAAAUCUUUCAUACAUGACACAUCACAAACUUUGUCUUUUCAAAUUUCUCUUGUUUUGUCUGAUCUGUUUUUAGGUCCAGAGUCACUCUUGGGUGGCACAUCAACCAUAUAUCAUGCAACACCCGGUAAGAGAGCUACAGUGUUUUCUUUUUUUCUUUUUUUUUCAUCCUCUCAUUCACCACCUCCUGGCACAGGAAAUGGGUGUGUGGCGUCUCUAAAGCUCUGAGCUCACAGGAACUCUGAGUGUUGUGCUCUGCUGACACAAUCAAACCAACAGAACUUCCCCAAAUGUCAGGGACGCACAGUGCUGAGGCGACUUCUGGGAAAAGGCCUCUGUGUAUUUAGAUCUUGUAAGUGUGCGCAUGUGCGCUCGAGUUGUUUGAAAGAGAAAUGGAACAACUAAAAAGACUUUCAGUCACCGCCCCCCCCUCUCUCUGUGUGGAUCCAGCAGGAAAUGCCUGAAGCAGAGACAGUCUUGUGACUCUUUGACUCUUCCAACAGAUGGUUUCCAGUGGAACAAGUGUCUCUGCUGAUCUGCCCCCUCCCCCACUUUUUACUAGGAAAUGGUCUAUUCCCUGAGGGCAUCAUGUUUAAAGGAAUAUGCCCCAUCUGAAAACUGACUAAAGCUGGCAACAUAUUUCGAUCACUCAGUGUUACUCACAGGCAAAGAUUACUUUAUGUUUACCACAAAGUAAUGAAUUGUCUCAGAAUUAAGGCUGUAAAUAUGCUAGUGUAAACUUGUCAAACCUCACAGCCACUAAAUAUCCCCUCUUUCUCAACUAACCUGCCAAGUCUGUCCAACUUCCAUAUAAUGACUCACACAUACUCUAACAAUAACCCAUCCUGCAACUUCAUUGAGCCUUUUGAGUUUCGUGUACUGCCUAUUUUUGCGUCUAGAAUCAUGUGAUGUGAAGUAAAACAGACUCAUCUACCUUCUACUACAGGCUGCUGUAAUGUCUCCCUCUGUGGAUCCCUCCAUGUCACUGCACCCCACAGCCAUGAUUACUCAGCAGAUGGGUCAGCUGUCUCUGGGAAACAGUGGAGCGGUGAGAGGAAUUCUGGGAAAUCAUGCAUCACACUUGACAUAAAUGUUCAAAUUAAACCUGUGCAGUAUUAUUAAAUCAAUUACACUCACAAGUGUCAUGAAUGUAGUUUGACAAUGGGCGGACAUGUGAUCAGAAGAGCUAUUACAGGACUUAUUCUCAAUAUCCCUGGAUUAACAUAAACAUUAAUAUAGAUUAUAGGGACAAAAAAUGGUUUUGCUAUGCACAAAUUGUUGCUGAUAAAGGAUAGCUGAAGUGUAUAUUUUUGCAAUAAAAAUUGCAUUUUGAAAUUCAAUGUGAAGCAGAGCUCAGCUAAAAACCAAAUCUCUUUGGUCUCUUGGUCACAAAAUUGCUGUUACCUUUAAAAAGGAGCAGAUUCACUGGUCUACUCGGAAAAAGAAGGCCAUUUUCACGAUUUAGUACUCUUCAAAUGAUUAUUAUUCUUUGAAAUGAUUUAUAAUAUAAGAGGUUACAUUUUUCGGGUCUUUGUCAAGCAGAUAAGCAUCUUUGUUUGCAAAGAAGUGCAAAAUGUCUCAGGUGUGCUGGGCACUGAUAUGCACACGACCUAAUUCUGGAGCCACUUCUUGAUGCUCCUGUGGCAAAUUACCCGAGCCAAUGAUUUCAAGGUUCACAUUUUAAUGCAAUGUUGACAAAAUUUUCCAUGUCGGAUGCCCAAAAACUAUGACAACCCCCUCCCCUCAUACUACAUAUUGUCUACUUUCAUGUUUUGGUCAAAUUAAUUACAUUUACUUUGGGGGUGUUAGUAGUGUUGAGUUUACAGGGCCACAUAAAGUGAGGCAGCACGUUGUAGGGAUGGUUAGAAGUUUAAUGUUUUGUUUCUUUUAUUGCAGUAUAUUUCAGCUAACCCUGGUGUCCAAGGAGCGUACAUGCCUCAGUAUCCUCCCAUGCAAGCAGCAGCUGUAAGUUUCUUGUAACUCGAUCACAUUUACCUUUCGCCUAAUGUCCAUGAAACACUGAUGUAUCUUAAAACAAUAAUUGCUCUGGAAAAUGAUAACAGACUGUGACAGUCCAAUCCUCUUUAAGCUUGGAGUGCUUUCUAAAGUGUUUGUUCUUGAAAAACGAUAAUUAUCUCUGCAGUGUAAACACAGUGAACGUAGUCAUUACAACGCUCUAAAUGAGAGAUGUGAUUUUGCUUUCCAGGAAAAUGGCACGCCGCAGCAAGUGGAUUCUUCCAACAACUCGUCUCCUUACAGUCAGCUCAGCAAGUAGUCACAGGUAUGCUUCAGUUUCUCAAACCAGUGAUGUGAUGUAAAGACAAAAGUUGUUUAUUUGAGCAACAAAACAGCCACAGUAAUUAAGGUUCAAGUACCAAAGAAGUCAUCUGUGAGUGGUUUGAGUCGUUGCUUCUAUGUGGGUUAAUAAAUGGGUCACUAUUAGAUCAGUUAAAAGCUGUUAGUUUGUGAACAUGUUAAGUAGUUAGAUUUAUUCAUUGAACCUUGACAGAAGGUUAUUUAUCAAAAAAAGGGAACUAAAAUCAUUUAUCAGGCGUCUGAGAUCUUUUAACUAUCGUCUACAGAUUCAUAAGAAAGCAAUACGCAAUGAGAACUGUUUCGUAAUGAUUGGCUAAUCCGGUUUGCCAAGAAUAUUAAAGUUAAAAUCAGAUGUACAGUUUGUAAUUCUCAUUGACUUUACUCUAAAGCUCCCGUGAGGAACUUCUAGAUUGUCUCAAUUUUGGCGCCCCCUGUGGACAAACUAGUCUUUACUUCUCUUGUUCUUCAUGUGUUAAAGUGGUGUCUAAGGUUUAUCAUUUGUGCUGUCUCUGUCUUUGUUUGUCAGGCCUUUUACUGCCCUGUGAGCCCGAGGGUAGGUGGGAAACUGCUGAUGACAUCGCCAUGACGACAUCACCGCCUUCUCUGAUCGGACCAGAUUCAUUGACUUUUUUGCACAGCCCUGACGUUUGUGGUGGAAAAUGUGGACAGUGUAAAUGGACUCAAGCAGUUGGCUAAUCACAGAAAAACAAAAGAAAAGCAAGAUUUAUUUUGAUAAGAAACCACACCCUUUUCUUUUUCCUUUUUUUUUUUUCAAGGAUUCCCAAACAAAUGCCAGAAAGGACCCCCCUACCUCUGUCUUCACCACCAAAACCCUCCCCCCACCCCCCCAAGUAUGAUGUGAUAUUAAAAUGCAUGAGAUUGAACCCCCUCCCUACACACACACACACACACACACACACACACACACACACAAACACACACACACACAGUUUCUUUGACUUAUUGCUCCUUAAUUUGUGAUGUAUGAUAACCUUGCAAAACCUUGUUUGCACUGAAGUUUCAAGUUUCAAAACUAGCUUCAUUUUGGUUUUUCAAAGUUGCCACAGAAAUAGCUUGAAAAAAUCAAUUCAUGUUAAACUGCACUCACACAGACGACACACGUGACCAUUUCAUUAGGAAUUAAUGAAUUUAUCAAUGGAAAAAGGUGCCUUCCUUCUGUCACAUCCAACAUUCUCCAACAUAUUUUCAUUGAACUUGAUCAGGUGUCACAUUUCUAACUGGUUGAUCAAAUGUGUGAGUGAAAUCCUGAGAUUUCCAUUAAGUGUUUCGCUAUCUUAGUCUUCUGUUAGCAAUAAAGACAAUGAGAGUCCCACGGCAAUACUAAAAAAAUGAACGGUGACAAACUCAAAGCAAGGUAAUUCCUUAUUUUCACCUUUUUUCCUUUUUUUUAAAACUUCAAGUGUGAUGUUGGAAAAAAAAGAGCCGUACUUUUAUGAAAUACAAGUUUUACACCUAAUGGACAUCUUUUAGGAGUUUUUUUUUUCUCUUGUGGUCGGUUUGACCAGUGAUCUACCUCAUGGUUCUGCUAAAGUCUGCUGGUGUUUGUUGUGGGGUUUGCAGGUAAAGCCCCUUUUCACCACAGUGGACGAAGCAGGACAAAAAAAAAGCCACGCUCAGGAGCUGGCCAAAUAGGACUUCUGCCAUUUGUCUCCUACAUGCAGCGUUUCUCUUUCUGAUCUGCAAAGAAACAUUGUACUCUGCUUUACCUUUAUCUGUUAUUGCUUCUGUUCUGGUGUUUAUUUUCCUCCACACGAUGAGUGUUGUUCAGUUGUUAGGCUCAACUUUAGAAAUUCAAACGUUUAGCUUCUCCUUGAAAUAGUUGGUUUAUAAUGUGUUUGAAACAAAUGAAUGCAGGCUACAUGUGUUUAUUUGGUGCAUUCUUCUGCCUUUGCCAUUCUAGACAAAUCUUAGAUGACUCAACACUUUUCCUUCCUCUUUCUUUUUUUGCCCUCAGACUAAAAGUCACUAUGGUGGGUUACUGCUUCUGUAAAGCUCUCCACAAAUAGUGCAAGAAUUUGGUUGUACAGUGGCUUUAUGUUGGGAUCAGAUGAAAUAAACCAAGUUUCAAAUCUUAAGUCAUGCAAUAUUAAUGCAACAAUCAUCUAUGAAGUACUUCAAAGUCUGUAGUAUUUCAUCAAAGUUGGAAGGAAGCUGAAGCUUAUGGCUGACAGCACAGGCUUCGAUGUCUCGCUGUUCAGAAUAAGAUUUGUAAAUUAUAGAAAUUUAGGGCCAAAAGUGAAAAAUACGUGAGUUUUAUUGUUUGAUUUGCAAUUUUGUCAUUAAUUUGAUGAUUCCGGAUGUAAGAACUGAUAAUGGUAUAAGCUGUAUGGUUGCAGUGCUUCCCUGAUUAACAGUACUGUAACUGUAAAUACUCAGUAAGGGAAAAAUACAAGCUGUAACCGGGCUUAACUGCUAGUACAGUCCCAUUUUGAACAUUUUCUGCUGGAAAAAUAGAAAAUAACAAAAAAAAAAGAAAAACUAGAAAAAAUCUUGUACAUGUUAUCCUCAUUGCUCUCCCUUCACCUUCAACUUGAUUCUGAAACAAUCUUCUCUUCACUCUCUCUCUCUCUCCUUUAAAAACAUUGGAAUAAAAACAGUGCUGAAUAAAAAGGCUCUUCUUUUUCUCAUA